AUGGAUCCUAUCAAAUAUUUCACAUUUUCUAUGAUUAUUUCUAUUUUAGGUAUUCGGGGAAUCCUCCUUAAUAGACGAAAUAUUCCUAUUAUGUCAAUGCCAAUUGAAUCAAUGUUAUUAGCUGUGAAUUCGAACUUUUUGGUAUUUUCCGUUUCUUCGGAUGAUAUGAUGGGUCAAGUAUUUGCUUCAUUGGUUCCAACGGUGGCAGCUGCGGAAUCCGCUAUUGGGUUAGCCAUUUUCGUUAUAACUUUCCGAGUCCGAGGGACUAUUGCUGUAGAAUUUAUUAAUAGCAUUCAAGGUUAA
Molecule: messenger RNA, 303 nt
Organism: Brassica napus (rape)
Lineage: Eukaryota; Viridiplantae; Streptophyta; Magnoliopsida; Brassicales; Brassicaceae
Source: the annotation of a RefSeq genome assembly